Molecule: messenger RNA, 826 nt
Organism: Tribolium madens (black flour beetle)
Lineage: Eukaryota; Metazoa; Arthropoda; Insecta; Coleoptera; Tenebrionidae
Product: putative nuclease HARBI1
Exons: 3
Coding region: 239-826 (195 amino acids)
Source: RefSeq, a predicted model, not a curated record
AGCUAUUAAUCUGUUUGUGGUAUUUGGCAAAAGGGGACACAUUUAUUUCAAUGAGUGACCAUGUUAAUGUGUCGCUCUCAUGUGUGUAGAAUAGCUGCACUCUAAUGCUAAAUUUAAUUAACACGCUGUUACCCCGGUAUAUAACAUGGCCCACAGAAGCUGAAUGUGCAGUUAUAUCUGAACAAUUUUUUGCGAAGGUAAGAUAUCCAAGUAACUUAAAAGCUUAUGAGUUUGUUUAAUGUCUUACUUAUUACUACUUGUAGACGUUAUUGGAACAGUUGAUGGUACGCAUAUUGAAUGUAAAGUACCAACGACCCAACAUAGCAGUUAUCAAGACCGCAAAUUCAACCACAGUAUCAUUGUGCAAGCUGUUGCCACCAGCACAAGAUUGUUUACAAACAUUUCUGUGGGAUAUCUAGGAUCUCUACAUGAUGCUCGAAUUUUAAAGGAAUCAGAUCUUGGUCAAACCAUGUAUAACAGAACUGCUAAUUUAUUUUAUAAUGAAAAUUAUCACCUAGUUGGUGAUUCGGCGUACCCUUGUAAAAUGUGGCUGAUGACUCCAUAUAGAAAUACAGGAAGACUCACGCGGAACCAGAGACAACACAAUCGUCGCCUGAGUGUUGCACGUGUUUGCAUGGAACAUAGUUUUGGGUUAUUAAAAGAACGUUUCCGCAUUUGUAAAUUUGUAAAUGCGAACACAAUUGCAAAAGUGGUGAAAAUUGUAACGGCAUGUUGUGUUUUGCAUAAUUUUUGUUUGCUAAAUCAUGACCAGUGGAAUGUCGAGCUUGAUCCAGAACGAAAUGAAAUGUGUUAUAGUGUACAAUAA